Messenger RNA from Aedes aegypti (yellow fever mosquito), 1718 nucleotides. RefSeq names its product beclin-1-like protein (gene Atg6). The transcript is spliced from 3 exons. The coding region runs from base 195 to 1475 and encodes 426 amino acids. Lineage: Eukaryota; Metazoa; Arthropoda; Insecta; Diptera; Culicidae. Gene Ontology annotation, biological process: autophagy; late endosome to vacuole transport; autophagosome assembly. The record is from RefSeq and is a predicted model, not a curated record. Gene Ontology annotation, cellular component: phosphatidylinositol 3-kinase complex, class III, type II; phagophore assembly site; phosphatidylinositol 3-kinase complex, class III, type I.
GAUUAGCAAGCAAAACGUCAAAAUUGCACAACAAAAAGCUGCAAAACAUAAAAAAGUGAAAACGCAUCUCAAAGUUUUAUGAAUUUUUCGCAAUAUUUCGUUUAAAUUUGGUCGAAUUUGAGUACCUCAAUCAUCGAAAACAUUGCAAAAAUUGAGGUGAGGGAAAGUACAGAACGACGCACGUCUAAACCAAGAUGAACGACGCCAAGGUUAGCGUAGGCUUUUCGUGCCAGCGCUGUCUGCAACCGAUACACAUCGAUGACUCCUUCGCGGCCCUGGGGGAACACACACUGGCCGAAUUGGCACUCCCCAUUAAUUCACAUAUGGAAGUGGACAUCGAAUCGCAAUCGGCCAGUAUGGACCACUUCGUUCCGCCGUUUCGAUUUGCGGAGUGCAGUGGGACCGAUACCAAUGGAUUCAUGCUGCUCUCGGACGGGCCGGAUCGGGAUUUGCUGAGCCAGAAUCUGAGGGUCAAAGCGGAGCUGUUCGAUACGCUGUCGAACAAUUCGGAAAUUGAUCAUCCGCUUUGUGACGAGUGUACGGACACUUUGCUGGAACUGAUGGACAAGCAGCUGAAGAUGGCCGAGGACGAGUGGAAUGAUUAUAAUAACUAUUUGAAGAAGUUGGAACUGACGGACGAUGUGCCGAAUGUGGAUUUGCUGGAGAAAGAGCUGAACGAUCUGAAAGGAGAGGAGGAGCGAUUGUUGCAGGAGUUGUCCGAGUUGAGCAGGGAGGAAGAUGCCAUCAAGUUGGCCGUUAAGGAACAGGAAGUGGAGAAGCAGAGGCUUGGCAAUGAGGAAGAGAAAUACUGGCGAGAGUAUACCAAGCACCGAAGGGACGUUAUUACGACGGAGGAUGAAUUCCGGUCGCUCGAGUGCCAAUUGUCGUACGCGCAGCUGCAGCUAGAUAAACUAAAGAAAACCAACGUGUUCAACGUUACGUUUCACAUCUGGCACUCGGGGCACUUUGGCACCAUUAACAACUUCCGGCUGGGAAGGUUGCCUUCGUCGCCGGUUGACUGGGCGGAGAUCAACGCUGCCUGGGGACAAACUUGCCUCCUGCUGUCCGCUUUGGCGCGCACGAUGAAUCUCACGUUCAAGAAUUACCGGCUGGUUCCUUAUGGGAAUCAUUCGCACAUAGAAGUGCUGAGCGAUGGGAAGGAACUGCCACUGUACGGGAGCGGAGGCUUCCGGUUCUUCUGGGACACGAAGUUUGACGCGGCGAUGGUGGCCUUCCUGGACUGUCUGCAACAAUUCAAGGAGGAAGUGGUCAAAAAGGAUCCGGACUUUUGUCUGCCGUACCGGAUGGAGAAAGGCAAGAUUGAGGACUCGGCGACGGGGAACAGCUACUCGAUCAAAAUCCAGUUCAACUCGGAGGAACAGUGGACCAAAGCGCUUAAGUUUCUGCUGACGAAUUUGAAGUGGGGACUCACCUGGGUGUCCUCCCAGUUCACGGAGGAAAAACCAUCGGCAUGAUCGGUCUGGUCGGCAGUGAUGUAAGCGUGUUGAUAUUUAUUGAUUAUUAGCUUUCUAGCUUUAAUAAGCGAAUCAUAGGUUUAAAAGACAAAUCCUGUUGUCGAGAAAGUUACACUUUUAGAAUGUUGAUGUAUAUAUUCUUGGUAUCUUAGACAUAAAUUAUGAACCCAAUGUAAAUGCUGUGAUGUAGUUAUUUAUCUCGAGAAAAAAAUAUCUGAUUUCCGUGUUGUCCUUGCAUUUGAA